Molecule: messenger RNA, 1278 nt
Organism: Meloidogyne enterolobii
Lineage: Eukaryota; Metazoa; Nematoda; Chromadorea; Rhabditida; Meloidogynidae
Source: the annotation of a GenBank genome assembly
UCCUCUGAAAGAAAAGGAAGAAAAGAAGAAAAUGAUAAUGAAUGGAUGAGAAUACUUGAAGCGUUAGAAGUGGUUAGUGAAGCUGAAAUGCUUAGGAAAUUGGAAGAAUGUAUUUUAAAUGGAAGUGCUUCUAACUAUGUUCCUCCUUCUAAUAAUAAAUCGAGAUACGGCUUUCAACAAAUGUUUCCCUCUGAGUUAGGAAAUAUUCUCUCUCAUCAACAAUUAGUCUCAACUAACAAUAAUUAUGAUGUUGUUGAUAAUAUAAACCAAUCUAUUGAUAAACAAACACAAAAAAUAUUUCCAUCUCAAGAACUUCAUAAGAAAUACGUUGUUGCUAAUCAUUCUCGGUCUGGUACUCCUACUAUGAUGAAGAGUCAACAACAACAAAAUGGAGAACUUCCACCAGCAAUGCCCUCUCCACGUAUUUCAACGACAGACCCUCCUCCAUUUACAAUAGCAACAUCAUCAACAUUUACCUCCUCACAAAAAAGUAUUUCCACAAAUUCACUUCCUUCUUGUACAUUAAAUAAUUUAAAACAAGAAAAUGAAAUAGAUGAAUUUAGUGAAGUUUUUAGUGUUCAAUUAAAAAGAUGCCCUCUUACAAAAAGUUUUGGGUUUUCCGUUUGUGAUGGACUUAUUGGAGAAGAUGAUGAAAUAAUUGAAGAAUUAAAUGAGAAAAAUACUAUACAAUUAACACCUACAGGAAUUUAUAUUCGUUCGUUAGUUAAGGAUGGACCAGCUGAGAAAUGUGGAAGGAUACAACCUAGAGAUAGAAUAUUACAGAUCAAUGGAAGGUCAAUACAAUUUUUAACCUGUGAUUUAGUUCUUCCACUUUUAACAACAGAAACUGUUGAUCUACUUUUACUAAGGAAAAAAUGACAAAUUUAAAAAAUAUUUACUAUUUAUUAAUUUUAAUGCUCUAUAAUUUACUUCCUAAUCUUUUUUUAUUGUUUAGAAAAUUUAAAAUUUUUAUUUUACAAAUGCUUGUAUCUUUUUUCCGUGACUGUAUUUAUAUGUAUAAAUAGUAUGUGAAUAGAUAUAUUUAAGAUAUGUAAUGAUGAUGAUUUGGAUAAUAAUUUGGAAUGAUAUAGUAUAUGGGAUACAGGGGGAUCACGGAGGAUUCGGGAUUAUUAAGGGAUUAUUUGUAGAUAUCUUUUGCUUUUUUUCGCUCAUUGAUUGCUGAAUAUUUGUAUUCAAAUCAAGGCUUCCUCCUUUUGUGCUACAGGUAAAAAUUUCAGAUUUAGGAAGGCUUGAGGCCAGAUUUAUUCCAAUUUUUGU